Molecule: messenger RNA, 1769 nt
Organism: Pistacia vera
Lineage: Eukaryota; Viridiplantae; Streptophyta; Magnoliopsida; Sapindales; Anacardiaceae
Product: polygalacturonase At1g48100
Exons: 6
Coding region: 117-1517 (466 amino acids)
Biological process (GO): carbohydrate metabolic process
Molecular function (GO): polygalacturonase activity
Source: RefSeq, a predicted model, not a curated record
CAAAAUUUUUAACUUUCUUUAUUCUUUCUCUUUGCCUUUUUCUCCUUCUUUCAUUUUCAAAAUAUUUUGUUAAUACAUUCUUCCAAAAUUUCAAGGUUUUCUACAGAUUUUUGUUCAUGGAGCUCAUUCGUGGGUUGUUAAUCCUCAUUUGCUUUGCGUUGGCUCUUCUCUUUCAAUGUUCGAGCAAUGUAGAAGGAAGAUAUCACCACCACAAAAAACAAAAGGACAAAAGCUCCCCUGUUUCACCUUCCCCUGUUUCUCACCCUGCUCCUGCUCGUCAGAAACCCGUCCCUUCGUCGCCAUCAAAUCCUAAAGACAGCAUAUUUGACGUGCGAAAAUUCGGAGCAGUCGGCGACGGUUCUGCCGAUGACACUGCCGCAUUCAGGGCAGCAUGGAAAGCAGCUUGUGCUGUAGAGUCCGGGGUUGUUCUCGCUUCUUCUGAUUAUUCUUUCAAAAUCACUUCAACAAUAUUCUCAGGACCAUGCAAGCCAGGACUUGUAUUUCAGUUGGAUGGGGUUCUAAUGCCGCCAGAUGGACCUGGUACUUGGCCAAAAGCAGAUAGCCAUAGUCAAUGGCUUGUUUUUUACAGACUUGAUGAUAUGACUUUCACAGGGCAAGGAACCAUUGAAGGAAAUGGACAGAAAUGGUGGGAUCUUCCUUGCAAACCUCACAGGGGUCCCAACGGAUCAACUGCGAAAGGAUCAUGUGACAGCCCUGCAUUGAUUCGGUUCUUCAUGAGCUCAAAUUUGGUUGUGAGUGGCUUAAAAAUCCAAAACAGCCCUCAGUUCCAUAUGAAAUUCGAUGGAUGUGAAGGUGUUCUGAUAGAAAAGAUAUCCAUUUCUUCCCCUAAACUUAGCCCCAAUACAGACGGAAUUCACUUAGGGAACACAAAAUCUGUUGGCAUUUACAAUUCCAUGAUAACCAAUGGUGAUGAUUGCAUAUCAAUUGGACCCGGAUGUGCUAAUGUGGACAUUGAAGGUGUCACUUGCGGGCCUAGUCACGGGAUCAGCAUUGGGAGCCUAGGAGUGCACAAUUCAGAAGCAUGUGUUUCAAACAUAACUGUGCGCAAUGCAAACAUAAGAGAGUCGGACAAUGGGCUGAGGAUCAAGACAUGGCAAGGCGGGUCAGGCUCCGUAUCGGGAAUCUCAUUUGAAAACAUCCAAAUGGAGAACGUUAGAAACUGCAUAAACAUAGACCAAUACUACUGCUUAUCAAAAGAAUGCCGAAACCAAACCUCAGCUGUGUAUGUCACAGGCGUCACAUACAGAAACAUAAAGGGAACUUACGAUGUUCGCACCACGCCAAUCCACUUUGCCUGCAGUGACACUGUGGCCUGCACAGAUAUAUUAAUGGCUGAUGUUGAGCUUCUACCAUACGAGGGACAACUACUGGAUGAUCCCUUUUGCUGGAACGCUUAUGGAACUCAAGAAACUUUGACUAUUCCUCCCAUUAAUUGCUUGCAUGAUGGGCAACCUCAGAAGGCGGUCGAAGCCUCUGCGUACGACUGCAAUAGUUAAUUGAUGAAUAGCUUUACUUCUAUAAGUUCUACUAAAAAUAUUUGGAUUUACAUAGACUACAUAUUAUUGUAUAAGUUACAAGACCUUGUAUCUUUUAGGGGUCUUGAUUAUUAUUUGCUUAGGCUUCAUCCCUUUCAGGGUAUUUUUUUCCCAAAUACCCUCAUUGCGUGAUGACAAGUAGUGCGAAUGGGCCAAGGUUUAUUGGCCUUGUAUUGUAAUAGAUUGGAUUUCAUAUAUGGUAACAGAGGAUGC